Staurois parvus is the source of this 576-nucleotide messenger RNA. The record is from the annotation of a GenBank genome assembly. Lineage: Eukaryota; Metazoa; Chordata; Amphibia; Anura; Ranidae.
AAUAUAUACACUAUAUUUUGCCAAAAGUAUUGUCCCCGCCCUCCAAAUCAUGUGAUUCAGGUGUUCCAAUCCCCUCCAUGGACACAGGUGUAUACAAUCAAGCCCCUAGGCAUGCAGACGGCUUCUACAAACAUUGGUGAAAGAAUGGGUCGCUCUCAGGAGCUCAGUGACUCCAAGCGUGGUCCCGUGAUAGGUGGCCACCUGGGCAAUAAGUCCAUCCGUGACAUUUCCUGGCUACUAAAUGUUCCACGCUCAACUGUUAGUGGGAUUAUAACAAAGUGGAAGCAACUGGGAACAACAGCCACUCAGCCACCAAGUGGUAGGCCACGUCACAUGACAGGGCGGGGUCAGCACAUGCUGAAGCGCACAGUGCGCAGAAGUCACCAACUGUCUGCAGAGUCAAUGGCUAAAGACCUCCAAACUUGGUGUGGCCUUCAGAUGAGCCCAACAACAGUGCAUAGAGAGCUUCAUGGAAUGGGUUUCCAUGGCCGAGCAGCUGCAUCCAAGCCUUCCAUCACCAAGUGCAAUGCAAAGCGUCGGAUGCCGUGGUGUAAAGCACGCUGCCACUGGACUCUA